CACACGACUGCGGCUUUGUGAGGUGUUUUACAUACAAGAUCUGAAACACCGACAAGACCACUUAAUUUGGCGGUCAAGUAUUUAAACCCAUGCUAAGGGCCCCAAGCGAUUUGAAGGGUUUCAAUUGCGAAUUUAAUGAGAGUUUAAGGGUCAACUCGAAACAUCCAUCAAGCGCAUCCGUCACAUCCAACAUUCACUUCCUACAUACCAUUGCCUACCCACACUCACCCACAAGGAUCAAGGUGGGACAUUCCUUUAAUUAAGUCUCAGAUCUGUACGAUCCUGACAUACCAUCAUCAUACUUUCGUUAAUGUCAAACAAACCAAAGGUCAAGUUCGAGGACGAACAGUCCAGCACUGAAGAGGUCAAGGAAUCAUUACGUUUAAUCGAAGAUCUCAAGUUCUUUCUCGCAACCGCCCCCGCCAACUGGCAAGAAAAUCAAGUCAUUCGGAGAUACUACCUAAACCACGAUGAGGGCUUUGUUAGUUGUGUAUUCUGGAAUAAUUUAUACUUUAUAACCGGGACCGAUAUCGUCCGUUGUAUUGUAUAUAAGUUUAACCACUUUGGUAGAAAGAUCAUUGACAGAAAGAAAUUCGAAGAGGGAAUCUUCUCCGAUCUCAGAAACUUGAAAUGUGAUACUGAUGCAAUCUUGGAACCUCCAAGAUCAGAGUUCUUGGAGUUCUUGUUCAAAAACUCCUGUUUAAGAACUCAAAAGAAACAGAAAGUAUUCUUUUGGUUUAACGUUCCUCACGAUAAGUUAAUGGCAGAUGCCUUGGAACGUGAUUUGAAGAAAGAAAAAUUGGGUCAAAGUCCUACUACCAUAGCUAAUAAGGAACCAGCAAAAUCAUUCAAGUAUGACGAAAAUGCCAAUUUGUUCACUCAAUUGGCUGAUCAUAUCGACAGACAGAAGAGAUUGACAGAAACUCCUAGCUCCUUUGUUGAGGGUUCAUCCUCUUCAACUUAUAGAAACCAAGACUAUUCCAAUCCAGCAACAGCGACAGCCACAACAACAAACUCGACCUUACACACCAAUCAAGUGCAUCCCAAAGAUGAAGGUUAUAGCUUCUUGAAUCAAGACACACCAGCACAGUACAAGACGAAUUCAGACUAUGAGGAUGAUUUUCCUCUUGAUUAUUUCGACCCUAACGAACCACGAAUGCAUGAAGAAUAUAUCACUUUGGAUCCAAAUUAUCAUCCAGGUGGAGCAUAUGGAAACUUGACAGAGGAUAAUUAUGAUUCUAUCGUUGAUCCAUUAGUGUUUACUCAACCCAACAUGGCAUUGUCUUCUACUAAUCAAGUGGCAUACAAUGACGAAUAUCUCAUUGAACAAACCCAACCAUUGAAAACCCCUUUGCCCCCUAUACAACAACCAAAAUCAGCUAAAUAUGGCCCAAUAGCUUCUGCAUCUGAUGAGUUCUUUCCUACUUUUCAACCACCUCCACUUUCUGCCAAGUAUCAAACCAGUUUCCCUCGUCAUGGCACUACUCCAUCUUCUAUUUCUUUUCCACCAUCAAUCAACCAACAACCGCAAUACUACGACCAUUCCGUUCAACCAGUUUCAUAUUACCAACAUCCAAUUGAGGGCCCGGUCUACAAUUAUGUGCGCCAUGAGCCAGACUACUGGCCUCAACCACCACAGAGUGCCAUGUAUGGUGGGUCAAUGGAUCAGAUGGUACAAGUACCAGUGCAUCAACAAUAUGUAAUCAUGAAUGAGGAGUAUGUUCCCAAUAACAACAUGUACCAACCACAACCGUACGCCAACCCUAUCAUUUACUCAUCCGGCCAACCCAAUGCAUCAAGACAAUCAAGUCAUAUUUUAAAGAACAAAAGACAUUUGUAUCAGAAUAAAGGUGGAGUUACGAAACCUGAUUCUGAUCCUAGACAUUCAAGGAAUUCAGCAUACUCUUCGUUAGACGAAGUAAUCAAUUCCAAUGCGACGAAGGUAUUGAAUUUAAGAAAGGAUGAUGAACACAUAAAAUCUGAAAUUUCAGAAAAUACAAUACAAACUCCACCACCUUCUUCUAGCGGUCAUGUUCAAAAAUAGACUUAUUAAUGACUAAUCAUUUUAACUUUAUAGACGACACGAGACAUAUUUAUUGUCCGUAUCUGUACUUCUAUUCUUCAUCUGUG
Suhomyces tanzawaensis NRRL Y-17324 is the source of this 2130-nucleotide messenger RNA. It is a transcript of the gene CPH1, whose product is annotated as homeodomain family transcription factor. The record is from RefSeq and is a predicted model, not a curated record. Bases 311 to 2044 code for a protein of 577 amino acids. Gene Ontology annotation, molecular function: DNA-binding transcription factor activity. Gene Ontology annotation, cellular component: Tec1p-Ste12p-Dig1p complex; Ste12p-Dig1p-Dig2p complex; nucleus. The transcript has a single exon. NCBI's taxonomy places the organism in Eukaryota, Fungi, Ascomycota, Pichiomycetes, Serinales, Debaryomycetaceae. Gene Ontology annotation, biological process: regulation of DNA-templated transcription; sexual reproduction; regulation of pseudohyphal growth.